AAAUCUUCCCUUUCUUCCAAUUGAUUGCUCAUAAAUAAGCUUUCUUUGAGGCUCUCUUCUAAAUAUAUUUCUCACUACCCAGUUGGUGGUUUCUUCUCUUUUUAUUCAGAAACUCCAAAUUAAAUAGCAUUCAUAUAAUUUCUUUCUUAAAACCAAAGAAUUACAAUCUUGUAAAUACAAGCUUCAGCUUUCUACCAGAUUUGGUAAAGGCUGGGGUUUGUGCUGGAGCUUACCAGAAAUUGUCUUCUCAUUUUUAUGCAGAACCAUUGAAGUUUGAUCAGCUGCCUCUUGGGGAGUUACCUUUGUAGCAAUUAAGAUUGACCAUUUUCUGAUAAAAAUAUCUCCACACAACUGGUGAUGAGUACAAACUUAUAGUUGCUUCAUUUUUUGAUAUCUUGAAUGGCUGCAUCUUUGUUGCCAGUGGGUAAGGCAGUCCGUUCCCGCCAACCUUCCAGCUUUUAUAUCUUCAAUGUCAAUCUCCAGCAGCCGAAAUCAAUCCCAAAUCUCCUUCCAUACAAGAAAAGAGCUAAACAGAACUAUAAUUUGAACAAGUCAGUGCUCUUAAGCCCAUUAGUUUGUCAAUACCGGUUGAGACCGGUUUCUGCGCUUGACUCAGAUGUUCCAAAUCCUAUUGAUCAGAGAUCAGAAGAUUUGAAGAGCAGCGAGAGCUUUAAGCAAUGGGAUUCAUUGACUGCAAAAUUUGCCGGAGCUGCAAAUAUUCCAUUUCUCAUAUUACAACUGCCUCAGAUAAUACUCAAUGCUCGUAACCUUCUAGCAGGAAAUAAUGCUGCAUUAUUUGCUGUUCCAUGGCUGGGGAUGCUCACUGGAUUGCUUGGUAAUUUGUCUUUGCUAUCAUACUUCAUAAAGAAGAGGGAGACAGAGGUGGUCGUUGUGCAAAUGUUGGGGGUCGUGACCAUUUAUAUUGUGAUAUCACAACUAGCCAUGGCUGGAUCUAUGCCAUUUCCUCAUUAUGCAGUCACUUCUGUUGUUAUUGCAUGUGGUCUUGUUGUGAACUUCAUGAACUACUUCUACUUGCUCAAUCCCGUAAUCUGGCGUUACUGGGAGGAUUUCAUUACUGUUGCUGGGCUAUCUGCACUUCCCCAAGUCAUGUGGUCAACUUUCAUCCCAUAUGUUCCAAAUACCAUCUUGCCUGGUGCUGUAGCUUUUGUUGUGGCUAUCCUAGCUGUCAUUAUGUCACGGACUGGGAAACUUCCAGAGAAGGGCAUCAAAUUUGUAGGAUCAUUGUCUGGAUGGACUGCCACUCUUCUUUUCAUGUGGAUGCCAGUUUCACAAAUGUGGACAAACCUUCUAAGUCCAGAUAAUAUCAAAGGUUUAUCAGCUCUUUCAAUGUUGCUUGCCAUGAUUGGGAAUGGACUCAUGAUUCCACGUGCACUCUUUACUCGGGAUUUGAUGUGGUUCACUGGUUCAACUUGGGCAUGUGUUUUUUAUGGAUGGGGAAACCUCGUCUGCUUAUACCUCUGCAAAGUUAUAAGCAGGGAAUUUUUCUUGGCUUCAACGGUUAGCUUUGUAGCAUGGCUAGUAUUCAGCUUCUGGAGAGACACACAAGUAUAUGGUUACAGUUCUCCAUUGAAAUCAUUGAAGGAAUUGAUUUCUGGUUCAUAACUGAUCCUUGCCCUACCUUGUUGGUUUUGGCUGUAAGUUUGAAAUGCAAAAUUGCUCAAGCUUGGCAUUUCUGCUAAAUCAAGUGGUCAUAAUUGACAAGAAAUCACUCCAUGUUAAUCCUCUUCUUUAGAAAUUUUGGUGAAAGUGCUUCUGGCAAAUGUUUUGGGGCAUCAGGCAAGGGCUAGAUCUUGUAAUGUCUAAUUGUUCUGCAUAUGGUAGUGAGGAAGGUUCUUGUGGGUUUUUACAUGUAAUGUCAACUAAUAAUAAAGCUACGAAUGCAAGGUAGAGCAAGUAUAUUUGUUGUAUUUCAUUUAUAGACCAUCUUAAUGAAUGCCAUGCAAUUUUUGCAGAAA
Nicotiana attenuata is the source of this 1976-nucleotide messenger RNA. Its product is annotated as maltose excess protein 1-like, chloroplastic. The record is from RefSeq and is a predicted model, not a curated record. The transcript has 10 exons. Gene Ontology annotation, cellular component: chloroplast envelope. The coding region runs from base 400 to 1623 and encodes 407 amino acids. NCBI's taxonomy places the organism in Eukaryota, Viridiplantae, Streptophyta, Magnoliopsida, Solanales, Solanaceae. Gene Ontology annotation, molecular function: maltose transmembrane transporter activity.